AAACUGUAUAAUAUAAUCCGCCCCUCCCCCUCCUCGCCAUCGGGUAUAUAUAACUUGCAGCUCCAGCUUCUGUGUCUACUCCCUCUUUCCUACUGAAGAAGGCCCAUGGCUAUCGGGAGGCUUCGUGGAGAGCUCGAUCAGAACGACACAGACCUCACCGGUGUCAAGCGCAUGAGAUCGGUCCCUUCUUUCUCCUCCGCGUUCACGGAAGCUGUCGUCACCGUCCUUCGUAAAGUGGUGCAUGAGGAGGUUCACAGUCGUGUACUUCCUUAUGUGGCUUCACUGCAGAGGCCAAGCCAACUGCGUAUUGGGGAGGUGGAGGCGUCAUCGAACUGGCGACUCGUCUUCACGAGGCCAAUAUUACCCCAGAUCUACACCAAAAGCAAGGUGGAAGACCAAGACAACAGGCCGCUCCAAGUCAAACUUGUAGACACCCGGACUGGAGAGAGCCCUGCUCUCUCUCCUCGAUCGGCUUUGAAGGUGGAAGUGGUGGUCCUCAAUGGCGACUUUCCCUCACAGGACGACGACGACUGGACCGCCGAAGAGUUCAACAGGAACGUAGUGAAGCAACGGGAGGGAAGAGCGCAGCUGCUCGUGGGAGACCGCAAGGUUGCAGUAUGUGAAGGCAUGGCAUCUUUCGAGGAUCUCGAGUUCACAGAUAACUCGAGUUGGGUACGAAGCGGAAGGUUUAUAUUUGGUGUAAGAGUUGCUCCCGGGAGCUAUGAAGGACCGAGGAUUAAGGAAGCAGUGACCAAACCUUUCAAGGUUUUAGACCGCCGAGGAGAAUCGUAUAAGAAGCACAACCCCCCACGGUCUCACGACGAGGUGUGGAGACUCAAAAAGAUUGCCAAAGAUGGAGUCUUCCACAGGAGUUUGAGAGAUGCGAACGUGAGAACAGUGCGGGAAUUCUUGAGGCUACUGAACAACGAUCGGAACGCUCUCCGAGGAAUUCUAAAAGGCAUGACGGACAAGGCCUGGAAAGUAGCUGUAAGGCACGCAAUGACCUGCAGCCAUGGGGAAGACCAAUUCCCUCCUUGUCAGGGGCAUCAGCAGACGGAAACUGUCUCGUCCGGUGGACACUUUGCAAUGCAACAAGGUAAUUCUGCGACACAAGGUUUGCCAACAACAACAAGAUAUCAAGAAGAAAUAGUGAUUCCUCCAAACAACGUGCAAACAGAGUCCAGUAUGUUGAUUGAAGACAUUCAGUUUGACUUAUAUAAUGGUUUAAUAUCUUUCACAGGAUCUACCCAACUUGAUGUGGACUACCCAACUUGAUGUGGACAAACAAGAUCAAGCAACAACAUCUUUCACAGGAUCUUAAUUAGAAAGAAUUGACCGAGCAAGAACAUCAAGGUUUAAAUCUUGCUCUUUAGAUUCCUUUCAGUCUUGUAUCAGAUUUGCCUGUAAGAUAGCAAUUGUAAUUCCACAUGAUGAAGAUGUACGUAUUAUGAUGGAUCUAUAACAUAAUUUAGGCUUCUGAGUUGAAAGCAUGUAAUAAAAUUUAUGUUUCGGAAA
Molecule: messenger RNA, 1515 nt
Organism: Musa acuminata AAA Group (dessert banana)
Lineage: Eukaryota; Viridiplantae; Streptophyta; Magnoliopsida; Zingiberales; Musaceae
Product: calmodulin-binding protein 60 D-like
Exons: 7
Coding region: 106-1275 (389 amino acids)
Biological process (GO): regulation of salicylic acid biosynthetic process
Cellular component (GO): nucleus
Molecular function (GO): calmodulin binding; DNA-binding transcription factor activity; sequence-specific DNA binding
Source: RefSeq, a predicted model, not a curated record